AUGAGCCAAGAAGCCAAGAAGCCGGCCCAGAGGCGCCUCAAGCUGCCACAAGGCUACGAGCCGCCCAACAAGCGCCGCCAGUCGCUGCUGACCGCCUUCGUCACCUCAUCUCCCAAGCGCGAACAGGAUGCAGCCGCCGCUGCCGACGAUGAGACCGGCAGCAGCCAGUCAGCGGUGCUCGCCACCCCUCCCCGCCCCCCUCGCCGCUCGCCGCGCAGCCAGAAGGCCAAGGCCGUGCCGGCCGCGUCGCCUGCGGUCAGCACCAGGAAGCGGACCGCCGCCGCCGCAAAGAAGAAGACGACGACGAGCUCUAAGAAGGCUGCAACCACAGCUCGCGGUGGCAAGAGGAAGAAGAUGGAAGAAGAAGACGACGAAGAAGAAGAGGUGGAAGAAGUGGAAGACGAUGACGAUGACGAUGAUGAUGACGCGGAAGACGACUUUGUGCCGGACGAGGAUGAAGAGGAGCCGCCGGAGGAAGCUGACGAAGACGGUGGCGACGAGGGUGAUGGGGACGAGGACGAGCCCAAGGCAGGCAAGGGCAAGAAGAAGCGAACGGCGAACAACAAGGCCUCGGCCGCCAAGACAAAGAAGGCGCCGGCGGUGGCCACCAGGGCGGCCAAGCGGCGGAAGAUCGCGGUCGCGUCUGAUGGCGACGAGACCGGCGGCGGUGGCGAGAUGGACAUCGAAGAAGAAGCAAAGAAGAAGUCGAAGUCGACAACGCCGGCGGCGAAGACGAAGACACAGGCGAAGAAGGCGGCAUCGUCCAGCGCCACCAGCGGGAAGAAGAGGGCGCGCGAUGAAGACGAAGACGACGAAGCCGAAAUGGAGGUGGAAGCGGAAGAUGAUGAUGAAGAAGAGGCAAACGACGGCGCUGAUCUGAUGAGCAUCGCCGGUGGUGCCGAGAAGCUGGCGUCGGGCGAACUGGUCUUCGCCUCCGACCCCAAGUUCGUGAAGAAGCUGAAUGCGGUCGGCAGUGCGCUGCAGACCAGUCCCACCAAGUCGCCGUCCAAGUCGAGGGCAGCCGCUGCGGCGGGCAAGUCCGGCGGCGUCAAGUACACCCCGCUCGAGCAGCAGUUCGUGGCCGUCAAGGAGAAGAAUCCCGACGUGCUGCUCAUCGUCGAGUGUGGCUACCGCUGCCGAUUCUUCGGCGAGGACGCCGAGAUUGCAUCCAAGGUGCUGCACAUCGCGUGCUUCCAGGCGCACAAUUUCAUGAACGCCAGCAUCCCCACCAACCGGCUGCACAUUCACACCAAGCACCAAGGCUACAAGGUGGGGUUGGUCAAGCAGACCGAAACGGCAGCGAUCAAGGCGGCCGGCGCCACCAAGUCGGGACCGUUCGCCCGCGAGCUGAGUGCCAUCUACACCAAGGCCACCUACAUCCCCGAAGACGUCGAGACGAUUGCCACCGUGGGCGGCACGGCCUCGAGUCCCAACUACCUCAUGUGCCUGUACGAACAGCUCAACGAGGACAACACCGACAGCGUUCACUUCAGCAUUUUGGCCAUCCAACUGUCGACCGGCGACAUUGUCUACGACGACUUUGACGACGAUUUCGCGCGCGAGGCGCUGGAGACGCGUAUCCUGCACCUGCAGCCGGCCGAGCUUAUCCUCCAGCAGACGCUCACGCCCCAGACCACCCGUCUGCUCAACCGCCUGUGUCCCUCGGAGGCCACACUUGGCAUCAACAAAACGCUGGUGGAGAACCUGGAGGACUACCUCUGGGACUACGACAGCGCGAUCGGUACCGCGAUGGAGUUCUACGCCGUGUCGCCAUCGAAGCGACCCUCGCUCCACGGUGUCAAGUUCGGUUCGGGCGAGGCUCUGCCCAACGGCGUGGUCAUUUGCCUCUCGAUGAUGAUCGGGCGGCUGGAGAAGUGUCAGCUGGAGGACGUGCUGCGCCUCACCUCCAAUUUCCGACACUUCACGCGCGCGUCGACGAUGUCUGUCUCCGGCAUCACGGCGACCAAUCUCGAAUUCUUCAACAACCAAGACAACGGACAUUACAAGGGCAGCCUCUAUUGGCUGAUGAACCACACCCAAACGGCAUUCGGCGCUCGAUUGCUGCGCAAGUGGCUCCAGCAGCCCCUGCUCGAGAAAAAGUUCAUCGACGAGCGUCUGGACGCUGUGGCGGAGCUCAUGGAGACUUCAGCUCCGGCCAUCAAGUUGAUGUUGGACGUCGUGAAGGCGCUGCCCGAUCUGGAGCGCGGUCUUGUCCAGUGUCACUACAAGCGAUGCUCACCGCAAGCCUUCCUGUCGCUCCUUCAGUCCUUCAAGAAGGUAUCCAAAUGCGCGCCACCGCGGGCGGCGCUCGAGCAGCAGGUCAAGUCAACGCUGCUGAGGUCGCUAUUGCACUACCCGGACAUGUGCGACGACGUGGACUACUUCCUCAACGCCAUGUCCACCAAGGCCGCGCAGACAGGCAAAAAGCGAAAGCUCUUCGUCGACUCGGAUCAGUUCCCCGAAGUCGCCAAGUACCACUCGGAGAUUGAGAACGUCAAGAAGAAGCUGCACGAUCACUUGGCCGAAGUGCGAGACGAGCUCAACAUGCCCAGUCUCGACUACGUGACCAGGAGCAACGCCAAGUAUUUGAUCGAGCUGACCCUCGCGAAAGCCAAGUCGAUCCCCAAGGACUGGGUGUUGGUCAACGGUACUACGAAGUUGGGGCGGUACCAGACGCCCAAGAUCGUAGGCCUCAUGCAGAAGAUGGCCCUCAACAAGGAGAAGCUCACCAUCGCCGCCGAACAGGCCUGGGACGCCUUCCUUGGAGAGUUCAAGGCUAAGUACGACGUGUUCCACGAGGUGAUGCGAAAGCUGGGCGCCCUGGACUGUCUCGACUCGCUGGCCGCCCUGGCCAAGGGCAGGCCCGGCUACGUCCGACCGAUCAUCUGCGAUGACGAGCACCGAAAGUUGGAGAUUGUGGACGGGCGCCAUCCGGUGGUGGAGGCCCUGAUGACGGAUCCGUUCGUGCCCAAUGCUAUCUCCAUGCGCAGCGACGCCCAACGUUGCAUGGUCCUCACGGGACCCAACAUGGGCGGCAAGACCUCCUACAUCAAACAGGUAGCGUUGAUCGUGGCGAUGGCACAGAUCGGCUCGUUCGUACCCGCCGAGUCCGCCUGCUUGUCGCCCGUUGAUGCCAUCCACACCCGCAUGGGCGCAUCCGACAACCUCGAACGGGGCCAGAGUACGUUCUAUGUGGAACUGCAGGAGACGUCGAGCAUUCUCCAGAAGGCGACGGACCGCUCGCUCGUCAUUCUGGACGAACUGGGCCGCGGCACCUCCACCCACGACGGAGUCGCGAUUGCCUACGCCACGCUGGACCACACCAUCCGGAGCAUCAGGUGCUUCACCAUAUUCGUAACCCACUACCCGCUACUCGCGCAGUUGGAGGAGGUGUACCCGAGCGUGGUGGGCAACUACCACAUGGCCUUCAUGGAGCACGAGAAGGAGCGAAAGGAGGACGACCCCAGCACCACGAUCACCUUCCUGUACAAGCUCACUGAGGGCGCGGCCAAGAAGAGCUACGGCCUCAAUUUGCCGAGCGAGGUAAUCGCUGUGGCGUCGAAGAAGUCGCAUGAGCUUGAGGAGAGCGUGAAGCAGAAGGCCGAGCGGAGGAACAACACCGCCGUACAGAAGCUGAAGGACCUCUACCGCGCCCUCUCCGCCCUCAAGGCCACCGAGGAUGGUGGCGGUGAUGGUCAGCAGCAGCAGCAGCAGGAGCCAGGUCAUGAAGAAGGCAUGAAGGAGGAAGUUGAUGAAGCCACCAUCAUCAACAACAGCAACAGCUGGCACACCAAGAUGGCACAGAUCAGCAGCCUGCUGGGGCUUUGUAAGUCCCAAGCCACGUAA
Messenger RNA from Acanthamoeba castellanii str. Neff, 3846 nucleotides. RefSeq names its product MutS domain V domain containing protein. The record is from RefSeq and is a predicted model, not a curated record. The transcript is spliced from 23 exons. Gene Ontology annotation, biological process: mitotic recombination; mismatch repair. Gene Ontology annotation, cellular component: nucleus. The coding region runs from base 1 to 3846 and encodes 1281 amino acids. NCBI's taxonomy places the organism in Eukaryota, Discosea, Longamoebia, Acanthamoebidae. Gene Ontology annotation, molecular function: ATP-dependent DNA damage sensor activity; ATP binding; mismatched DNA binding.